This is a messenger RNA of Thlaspi arvense, 3481 nucleotides long. Lineage: Eukaryota; Viridiplantae; Streptophyta; Magnoliopsida; Brassicales; Brassicaceae. The record is from the annotation of a GenBank genome assembly.
UAACACAACAAUCCUUUGCCACACAUGUGCUUCCUCCACAUAAAAACCAUUUGACGUUUUGCAGGGACCAUUUUAGAGAGAGAGAGAGAAGAGAGAGAGAGAGGAGACAAGAAGAGAGAGAGAGAGAGAUAGGCUCUUUAUUAUAACUUCAAUAUGGAUCAAAGGCAGAUACACUGCAUGAGUUGUCGCUGUGAUUGUCAAGAGUUUGAAAACAGAGAAGAAAGAAGAUUACAACAUUUUUCAAGAAAGAAGAAAGAGAGAAGAGAGAAGAAGAAGGGCCAACAAAAGAAAGAAAAAAGAAAAAGAAAAGCUUAAUUGUCAGUUUAUUCUCUGCAAACGUGCGGCCUAAGUAACAACACAUGUCGAAUUACGGAGUGAAAGAGCUCACCUGGGAAAAUGGACAAUUAACGGUCCAUGGUCUAGGCGAAGAAGUCGAACCAACCACCUCGGCUAACCCUAUAUGGACCCAAAAUCUAACCGGGUGCGAGACUUUGGAGUCUGUGGUCCACCAGGCGGUUCUGCAGCCAAGCAAGCUGAAGGUGCCGGACCACAAUUCCGAGAGAAAGGACGGAUCUUGCUCAAGAAAACGCGGCUAUCCCCAAGAUAUGGACUGCUGGUUCGCUGUUCAAGAGGAUAGCCAUAGAGUUGGUCACAGCGUGACCGCAAGCGCGAGUGGUACCAAUAUGUCUUGGGCGUCUUUCGAAUCUGGUCGGAGCUUGAAGACGGCUAGAACCGGAGACAGAGACUAUAUCCUCUCAGGAUCAGAAACACAAGAUACUGAAGGAGAUGAACAAGAGACGAGAGGAGAAGCUGGGAGAUCUAAUGGAAGACGGGGACGAGCAGCAGCGAUUCACAACGAGUCUGAAAGGAGAAGGCGUGAUAGGAUAAACCAGAGGAUGAGAACACUUCAGAAGCUGCUUCCUACUGCAAGUAAGGCAGAUAAAGUCUCGAUCUUGGACGAUGUAAUCGAACACUUGAAACAGCUACAAGCACAAGUCCAGUUUAUGAGCUUAAGAGCCAACUUGCCACAACAGAUGAUUAUGCCACAACUACCUCCACCACAAUCAGUUCUCAGCAUCCAACACCAGCAACAACAACAGCAGCAGCAACAGCAACAACAACAACAGCAGCAGCAGCAACAGCAGUUUCAGAUGUCGCUACUUGCAACAAUGGCGCGAAUGGGAAUGGGAGGCGGUGGCAAUGCUUAUGGUGGUUUAGUCUCUCCUUCUCCUCCUCCACCAUUGAUGGUCCCUCCUAUGGCUAACAGAGACUGCACCAAUGGUUCUCCAGCCGCUUUAACUGACCCGUAUAGUGUAUUUCUCGCACAGACAAUGAACAUGGAUCUCUACAACAAAAUGGCUGCAGCGAUCUAUAGACAACAGUCUGAUCAGACGACAAAGGUAAAUACAGGCAUGCCCUCAAGUUCUUCGAAUCACGAGAAAAGAGAUUAGUGUAGCUGAGUAUUAAUUAUCAAUAUAUAUAUAGAUCUUGAAAGAUCGCUGUGUCGUGAUUGUAAAAAAGACAAACUGUUUUUUGAGUAUGGUAAAAGACUUUGCAGAGAUAAAACUUGAAAGCUUCACAACUUAGUUCAUCAGUUAUCAGAUUCAGUAAUUGUCAAAGUACAUAUAUAAUUAUCCUUUUGCUAUUUGGAGGACAGUAACAACAAGACUAUUCUCUCUCGCUCGCUCUCUUCCUCUCAAAAUAUGUUCUCGAAGUUUAACUUCUUGAAUGUUAUAUUAGAUCAUAUGCACAGAAAUAAAUCUUUGGUUUUUUUUUUUUUUUUCACUGUUCGGACCCCUAAGGACUAACCUUAGACGCAGAUGUUGUGGCCUUGCUCUGAAUUUUCGGAGGUGUCUUAGUUUCCUGAAGAGAGAUCACAGUUUCAAAAGCACCAAUAAGAACUUUCACUUUGUCCUUCCUCACCUUUGUCAACUUACUCACUGUCUCCUCAAUCACAUUAUUGAACAAUGUUAUCAUUUUCUUUUUCCCUUCAACUUUACGAUGCCUCAGAACAACCUUCUCACAUUUACUUCCUUCACAAGAAUCCUGUUUUGUCCCAACAUCCAAUCGUUUAUCUUUCAGAUUCUUCUUCUUCCUCCCUUCUGUUUGGUUUUUCAGUUCCUGCACAACCCUCUUCCUGAACCUGACCCAUCUCGGAGAAGAGUCUUCAGGUCUCGGUUCAAGAGUCUUCCCUUUCUUGAAAUUCAGCUGCUUCGCUAGAGUCACCUGCACUCCUGUCCUCUUAGGCCUAACCUUCUUCUCGGUUUUUGGAUUUGCUUCAGUGUCUGCAGAACCACUUUCUUUCUUCUUAGUCAAGCCGGUACUACUGAUUUUACCAGGAUCAUGAUUUUCGGAACCACGUUUAGGAGUAGCCAAGCGUUCAUGUCCAGUCAUAAUGGGUUUCUUCUCAGAUGAUGUCUGCUUCUUUCUCUGAACACCCUUGACGCUAGAUUCAACAACACACACAGUCUUCUCUUUUACAUCUUCACAGCUAAUUGCCUCAGUCUUUGCCUUCUCCUUAUUCUUCAGAUUCUUUGGAGCAGAAAGCUUAGAGCUUUCGGCGUCACUGAUCCUUGAAACCUUCUUCUCCAUAGCAGAAUUUGACUUGUCAUUCCUCAAGCCAGGAACCUUUUUAACAACAGCUGAACCAGUCAGAGCACUCUCCGUUUCUUUCUUCUUCCGAGCUUUAUCACUGCUUUUAACGCUUAAACCAUCAACAGAUCUCGCCAUCUCACUAGAUGAUUCAGAGUUCACAGAAGCACAUGGUUUCUUCUUCACAGCCAACGCAUCUCUCUUUGCAGACACAGAAGCUCCAAACGACUGUCUGUUUCUCGAACUCGAAGUCUCAGCUUUUGCCGCCUCGGAGCCUUCAACACUCUUUCUCCUCACCACCUUCCACGGUUUCACCGCAUCAUCGUGGUCACACCUCUUCCCAUGUUUACACAAAUCAUGAAUCGAAGGCACGUGAUGAUUCCCACGAUACCGUGACUGAACCUGCGGUUUACCUAUGGUUCCAGUCGAAUGCCUUCUCAAGUUCCCACCUUGUGGCUUAGGCACUUCGUUAAUCUCUGGUACACACUCUUCUUGAACCUUGGAUGCCGCAGAUGUAACAUCUUCCACAUCUUUUACAAGAAGUAGUGUUUCCACAGAACCUUCUUCAGACAUCGCCGGAGGAUUUGUGUCCAAACAAUUCACAAUCUCUUUAACCUCUGAAGUAUUCUCCUCAGCCAUUGCAAAACCAGAACAAAAACCUGUAGAUUGCUGCUAGAGAAACUACAACCUAAUUUUCUGAGAAUUACAACAGAAGGAGACAAAGAAAUCGGGAGAAUAUGAAAAAAGAAAAGAAAAAAAAAUAUAUAUAUUUAUAUAUAUAUAGCAGAAGAAGAUUUGCUUUCCUAAAUGAGAUUAGGUUCACUUUGUAAUUGGAAACAAAUUGAUGAAAGAAGAAAGGAAGAAUUGAUUGUUAGGUAAAGAAACUCAC